Messenger RNA from Podospora pseudocomata, 627 nucleotides. It is a transcript of the gene YPT52, whose product is annotated as GTP-binding protein of the rab/ypt. Bases 1 to 627 code for a protein of 208 amino acids. Gene Ontology annotation, cellular component: endosome; Golgi apparatus. Gene Ontology annotation, molecular function: GTP binding; GTPase activity. Lineage: Eukaryota; Fungi; Ascomycota; Sordariomycetes; Sordariales; Podosporaceae. The record is from RefSeq and is a predicted model, not a curated record. The transcript has 3 exons.
AUGAGCAACCGCUUCGCGCAGUUCAAGUUGGUCUUGCUAGGUGAAUCUGCUGUGGGAAAGAGCUCGAUAGUAUUGCGCUUCGUCAAGGAUCAAUUUGACUCCUACAGGGAAUCCACUAUUGGUGCCGCCUUCUUAACACAGACCAUUUCGCUCGACGAGAACACGACUGUCAAGUUUGAGAUUUGGGAUACCGCUGGCCAGGAACGCUACAAGUCCCUCGCGCCCAUGUACUACCGGAAUGCAAACUGCGCCGUUGUUGUUUAUGAUAUCACGCAAGCCGCGUCGCUCGACAAGGCCAAGUCGUGGGUGAAGGAACUCCAACGACAAGCCAACGAGAACAUCAUCAUCGCCCUUGCCGGAAACAAGUUGGAUUUGGUGACGGAGCAACCAGACAAGCGCGCCAUCCCUACCGCCGAAGCCGAGGCCUACGCAAAGGAAGCCGGCCUUCUCUUCUUUGAGACAUCCGCAAAGACUGCCGAGAACGUUCAAGAGUUGUUUACUGCUAUUGCCAAGAAACUUCCACUUGAUCAGGUUGGGCCGAGACAUGCCCGGCCUGGUCAGCGGCCCGGAGUCAGUCUUGCUCCCGAAGGAGCCAACACGCAAGCCGGUGGGCCCUGCGCGUGCUGA